UCCACCUUAAUGAUCGCCAGUUUCACCCGUGCAUCAAACAAUUCAGCCAGGAACAGCUGGCCUUCUGGCUUUUUAAUCUCAACGUCCCUUCUUUUCCUUUUCCUGCCUUAUAUCCUUCUUUUGCGUUGCGUUGAUCCAUCUCGUCGUUCGCAGGCCGAAUACCACUAUCACGGAUAUACGGUCCGUGUAGAGUGGGCGAAGACCUUAGGUCGCUUGGAGCAUUUUCGCAAUAUCUGGUCUUUUCGACAUUGAAAAUAUACUGUCGUUCUUUUUUUAUCGCAAAAGUUACCACCUCAACUGGAUCAAGAGAUAUCGCAUUUGAUUUAUAGAAAGAGAUAGAACAGGAAUUUCACAGCAUGUCACCAAAAAAGACCCAGAAGAAGCCGAAGGCAGUAAAAGAGGUGGAACCACAGGCGCAAAAUGCUUCAGCAUCAACUAUCCUCUUGAAUGUUGGUAGAGCGGCAGCACUCCUCCUGGUUGCAGGUUUCGCAUCACCAGUUUCGCAGCUCAAUCUAUCACCGGUCUAUGGAUCAAUUCCUGCAUCCCUACAUCACCAACGCACGAUGACCCUCACUGCUGUUGGAGCUCUUAUCACGCGACGCGCUUUGAAGAGCUACGUAUCUGCAAAUGUCGCACAGUACAUCGCUGUAGUUGCGUACUGGACCCCCGUCAUUCAGUUUCUACUGUUUCCAUACAGCGGAAAGAUCGGUAUCGAAUAUGGACCUCUACUCAUCGAGUCCCUGACAUACUUUCCCCUGCUAUUCCUCUCAGUGUUCGCUGCGGCCGAUCUCCUGGAAUGCAUCGACAUCACUGGUAUCAACCCCUCGCCUAUCAAGGAGGUCAUUGUCCCUACGGCAUCCUACUUUACCGUGUCGACCGUGGCCAAGAUCAGCAGCGCUCUCAUCCCAAGCUUCAUCGGAACAUCCGUUUACUUUACACGCGUGGGUAUGCAGAUGCUGCUUGCGUCAGCAUCUGCCUUCUUUAGCCCAUCGCGUGUCAUCCUCUUCGCCUUCCCAGCAAUUCUGCACACGCUCUGGACAAACCCGCAUCACCCUUCAGCUCAUGGUCUCCAAUUAGCAAACUCCACGUUGCAAGCUACACAAAACUACACGCUUCUCGCUCGUCAGGAAUCUGUUACGGGAUAUGUAUCCGUCCUCGAGAACCACGCCGACAAUGCUUUCCGUCUCCUUCGAUGUGACCACUCUCUCCUUGGUGGCGAGUGGCAAGUCACACCGCAAGCUUAUGCUAAGGGUCAACGGCAACGGGAAUCCAUAUUCGCGGUCUUUGUCCUUCUCGAAGCUGUCCGUCUCAUCGAACCGCCAGUAGACACUCUACCUACUAUCGAUGAUAGCAAGAAGUCCGCUCUGGUAAUUGGUCUUGGUAUCGGCACGGCACCUAACGCCAUGAUCAAGCACGGCAUCAACACUACAAUUGUCGAACUUGACCCUGUAGUCCACCACUACGCCACGAAAUACUUUGAUCUGAGCCCCGAUCACACCGCCGUAAUCGACGACGCAACCGCCUACGUCGCGCGCAAAUCCGUAUCAACACCAGGCAGCUUCGACUACAUCAUUCACGACGUCUUCACCGGCGGCGCAGAACCUGUCUAUCUCUUCACCACAGAGUUCAUGCAAGGCCUCUACGACUUGUUGACACCAGAGGGUGUUGUAGCGAUCAACUACGCUGGUGACCUUACACUGGGUUCGACCAGACUAGUACUAAACACCAUUCACGCCAUCUUCCCUGCCUGCCGCCUCUUCCGCGAUUCUCCCGCACCAGAGGAACACAAAGAGGGUGAAGCUGAUUUCAUCAACAUGGUCAUUUUCUGCGUCAAGAACGAUCAUGGGCUAGGCAAAGCGGCUGUUAAGUUCCGUGAUGCGGUUCCAAAGGACUUCCUAGGUAGUAUUGCACGCACAAAUUUCCUUCAGCCGCAGAGGAAGUUGGAGGUCAAGUACGAUUUCGUCAGCAAGGAAGAUGGAGGUAGGGUUAUGGGUAACGCGGAUGUUGGCGAGUUGGAGAAGUUCCAUGAAGAUGGUGCGGUUAGUCAUUGGAAGAUUAUGAGGUCGGUGUUACCAGAGGGCGUGUGGGAGAUGUGGUGAGUGGGAAGUACGCAGCCGUAGUGGGUAGAGCUGCGUGAUGAUAGAGUGGAAGAGAAAGACUGUUGUACACGACGUGGAAUAUAUACUAGCGACGAUAGCUGAUAUUCAACUAUUGAUAAUU
Messenger RNA from Alternaria alternata, 2220 nucleotides. RefSeq lists its product as hypothetical. Bases 357 to 2099 code for a protein of 580 amino acids. Gene Ontology annotation, biological process: polyamine biosynthetic process. The transcript has a single exon. NCBI's taxonomy places the organism in Eukaryota, Fungi, Ascomycota, Dothideomycetes, Pleosporales, Pleosporaceae. The record is from RefSeq and is a predicted model, not a curated record.